UUUUGUUUGGCUCAGAGCUUCUGGUUUGGCUGUGGAGAAGUUGAUUCUAAGACAUCCGAUCAGAAAGAAUAAGUGGCUGUGAUGGAUUCUCCCAGUAAAGAGAAGGGAAUUGGUAAAUCUCGACACGCGAAGCGUGGACAGAACCCCUCUAACCACUCCACUACCCAGAAAAAUGCUUAUGCCAGACUACUCGGUCAGCAUCAGAACGGCAUAUUUCGGUCAUAUCUCCAACAGUUUGCACAGCAGCAGUCACAAACGGACGAGGUCGGGGAGUCAACUCCCAUUAUGACCUCAAGCGAACAAAGGCAGAGAAAAAGCGAUCAUGACAUUUUGGAGUUACCGAACCCCUAUGAGCGCUCACCCUCGCGACAGAAAAGCAAAGGCGAAGAGAGCUCUGUGUCCCUUCUUAUGGAGAAGUUGAACCAUCAAGGGACACCCUCUGAAGGCCAGAGGAACAAACCUGAGGGCCCAGAAAGACGACAUCAGGAAAGGAGGGACACCUACGGUAGUCAAGACGGGGAUAUGGAGUCAGACGAUGGAAUUUUACCCAGAAAGAUUGUCUCGAGACAUCAAAGGAAAAAACAGCAGGCAAAAGAAAUGAAAGGCAGCGGAAGUCACGUGGGGAGUAAGGAGUGCGAGACUCAAAGAGCUAGUGAUUCGUGUGGGCCAAACAGCGGGGAAGAAAAAAAGAAGAAAAAAACGAAGAAGAAAUCCAAAACAAAAACAAAAAGAGAUGGAGAUUGUAGCCCUGAGACAGAUGAGAUGCAAAGCACAGGGAAAUCUUCAGACCCACCGAAAAAAAUUGACACCCUGCAAACCCAAGCCUCAAAUACACCUCCAGCUGAUAAGAUCAGAACAAACAGAUGUGGCAGAGGAUCGAAAAAGCAAAUAUUUGAAGACUACAUGUCCACACAUGAUGUGUCUGCUGGUCUCAAGAGAGAAGAAUUGAUUCAGGGGCCAUUGAGAAUCAACCCCAAAAAAUUUAAUGAGGCCUUCAUUCCAUCUCCUGAUGGUUCAGCAGAUAUAUUUCUGGACGGCGUUGUUGCUCGUAACAGAGCUCUGAAUGGAGACGUGGUGGUGGUACAGGUUCUUCCUCCAGAGCAGUGGAAGGUGGUGGGGGGAGACCCACAGACUCCCGCGGGGAAAGCGUCUGAGAAGGAGAGGACAGAGGUCCCGGCAAGUCCUGACAUUAUAGUGGAGGCCCAGUACAGUGAUGAAGAUCUCGUCAACAGGGUGGAGAACAUGAUUCUCACUGGAAAAGUUCCUGUCACUCCAAAAAAUGAUGAAAACAUACACAAAGAUAUGUUUGACACCCCUGGCUCUAAGGCAGAGAGAGCUGUACAACGGACUGCAAAGGUGGUCUUCAUCACUGAACAGAAGCACUCCAGAGCAGCAUCAGGUUUUAUCAAGUUCCUCCCGGACAAGAACUUUGCAAUGUUCUCUCCUGUUGACUAUCGAGUGCCGAGGGUCAAUGUGCCACUGUCAGACUGCCCUGCCGACUUCCCCUCCCGGCCAUCUGACUACGCCAACACCCUCUUCAUCUGCCGCAUCACCCACUGGCCUGCUGAUAGCAAUUUUGCAGAAGGGCGCCUUGCUAAGAGUUUAGGCCAAGCUGGUGAGAUUGAGCCUGAAACUGAAGCUAUCCUAACAGAGUAUGAUGUCGACUUCUCUGAAUUUUCGGAGGAAGUGUUGGCCUGUCUCCCCCAAGCCCUGCCUUGGACCAUUCCCCCAGAGGAGCUCUCCAAAAGGAGGGAUCUCAGGAGGGAAUGCAUAUUCACAAUUGACCCAUCGACUGCUAGAGAUCUGGAUGAUGCCUUGUCUUGCAAACAGCUCCCAGACGGGAACUUUGAAGUUGGCGUACACAUUGCUGAUGUGAGUUAUUUUGUGAAGGAAGGGAGCGCAUUGGAUUUUGUUGCUGGCUGUCGAGCCACCAGCGUCUAUAUGGUUCAGAAGGUUAUCCCCAUGUUGCCGCGUCUUCUCUGUGAAGAGCUGUGCAGUUUGAAUCCUCUUACUGACCGGCUGACUUUCUCUGUCAUCUGGAAACUCUCCCCGGAGGGAAAGAUCCUUAGCGAGUGGUUCGGUCGCUCUGUGAUCCGCUCCUGUGUGAAACUCAGCUACGACCACGCUCAGAGCAUGAUCGAGGAUCCCGACAAACUCUUUACCGCCGAGGAGCUCCCGCCUUGCUCUCCGGAACAUUCUGUGGACGAGAUCCACCGGGCCGUCCUCGACCUGCACAGCAUCGCCAAGAAACUGCGCAGUCAGCGUUUUGAGGGCGGGGCACUGCGACUGGAAAGGCUGAAACUCUCCUUCACUCUCGAUAAAGAUUCUGGGAUGCCCCAAGGAUGCUACGUUUACCAGUACAGAGACAGCAACAAGCUGGUAGAGGAGUUUAUGCUGUUGGCCAACAUGGCGGUGGCACAUAAAGUAUACGGAUCGUUCCCAGAGCUGGCCUUACUGCGACGCCACCCGCCUCCCCAGACCAAAAUGGUCGACGACCUGAAGGAGUUCUGUGACCAGAUGGGCCUGGACAUCGAUCUGUCUUCCUCUGGGGCACUGCAUCGGAGUCUUAAUGAAACUCUUGGCAAUGACCCGUACACCAGUGCCAGGAAGGAAGUGCUCUCUCACAUGUGUUCCAAGCCCAUGCAGAUAGCUCUCUAUUUCUGCACUGGAGCAUUGAAAGAUGAGAAGUUGUUUCGUCACUACGCCCUUAACGUACCCCUGUACACGCACUUCACCUCUCCCAUCAGACGGUACGCAGAUGUCAUUGUACACCGUCUGCUGGCUGCCUCACUGCGCUGUGGACCACAGUUGGGUCUCUCCGUAGAGGAGGUGCAUAAACAGGCCUGCCACUGCAACGAUAAGAAGACGGCAUCUAAGAGAGUGCAGGAACUGAGUGCGGAGCUGUUCUUUGCCGUCUUUGUGAAGGAGUGUGGUCCACUGGACUCUGAGGCCAUGGUGAUGGGAGUACUGGACCGCUCCUUUGACGUUCUUGUACUGAGGUACGGGGUGCAGAAAAGGAUUUACUGCAAUUCUGUGGAAGGCCUGGAGUCCUUUCGAUUCCGUAAGGUGGGCAAACGUCCGGAGAUGACCCUGGUCUGGGCGACAGAUGACCCGGAGAAGGGCUCUGUAGAGCAGGAGAUCUCCAUCUUCACUCUGCUUGAAGUAACACUGAAAUCUGACGGAGCUCCGUUAAAGUACAGUGCUGUGCUGAAGAGACCCCUGGAAAUCAACUCAUAAGACACACACACACACACACUCACACUUGUUAAUGAAUCCAGCAUUUCCAGACAGAGAAACUAAAGCCUAGAGUACACACACACACACACACGUUAAUGAAUCCAGCAUUUCCAGACAGAGAAACUAAAGCCUUGUGUUACUGUGUUUCUUUAAAGGGUUUGAGUGAAAAGGCACAGGUUUGGGUUUCUUCUUUUAAAACAAACUCAUGACUUUGUUUUGUUGAUUUAUUUCCUGACUGGACGGCACAAAGAUAUGAUACACAUUUGUAUCACUAGUAAUAACUAACUAAACCAGCUGCUCUCAUAGCCAUUCUUUAGUAUUCAAAACGUUAAAUGAGCAUUCAGUAGUUUCAGUGGUUUUUAAAUUCAGUAGUUUUACUCUGUGAAGACUUAGCUUAUGCAGUGAGUGUGUUUUUUUGAGCACAAGUUUGUUUUAAAAGCCAAAUAUAGUAGAAGAUCUUUUUUUUUUCUUUUAAGUGGCAAAGGUACUGAUUGUGUUGAAGUAAGUUAGUAUGCAAAGGUCUUCUAGAAUGUCACAAAAGGAAACUGAGAAAACUAUUGCUAUUAUGUUUACAAGACAACUUACUACAUACUAAACUGACCAGUGGUAACAUCCUGCACAUUUUUUUGAUCUCACAGGCAGUGUAAGCUUUUAUUAAGCUAUCGCAGUUUACACCUUGUUAAAAUCUCACACAGUCCACUCUGGAUUCGUAUCAAGCUGCUUCAGUUAUUCUCUUACUGUGAGGCCUUGGCAUAUUCUAACAUUAAAAAAAAAUGUCUGU
Messenger RNA from Chanos chanos (milkfish), 4018 nucleotides. It is a transcript of the gene dis3l2, whose product is annotated as DIS3 like 3'-5' exoribonuclease 2. Gene Ontology annotation, molecular function: 3'-5'-RNA exonuclease activity; RNA binding. Gene Ontology annotation, cellular component: P-body. The transcript has 21 exons. The record is from RefSeq and is a predicted model, not a curated record. Gene Ontology annotation, biological process: miRNA catabolic process; mRNA catabolic process. Lineage: Eukaryota; Metazoa; Chordata; Actinopteri; Gonorynchiformes; Chanidae. Bases 82 to 3237 code for a protein of 1051 amino acids.